AUGAGUUAGGAAUAAUGCAGUCACUUUCCAGUUACAUUAUAUAUUGACGGGAAAUGUUAUUUAUGCACAAAAGAAAUGAACUGGCUUAAAAGUAUGGAUAAAAAAAAUAAUUUAAACUUAGUAGAUAUACAUCAUCCCGAAUUUAAACCACCAAGAGAAGAUUUAACUUAAUAGUAGCUUGAUUUAAUCCUGCACGCUAAAUUAAAUAAUGGGGAAAUAGUUAAAGGAAUAGAUGCUUACUAUUACUCUUGGGCAGCUGUAGGAUUAGGUUGGUUAGCAGCUCCUAUGCGCUGGAGAGGAGUUAGAUUUUUAUCAGAUAGAGCUUAUUUAUUAUUUGCUAAAAAUAGACAUCCUCUAAGCAGUAAAUUCGCUAGGUUAGCAGGCAAUAAGCCAUGUGAAAAUGGUUAAUGUUAAAUUCCUAAAAAAAAAUGA
This is a messenger RNA of Tetrahymena thermophila SB210, 432 nucleotides long. RefSeq names its product thiol-disulfide oxidoreductase DCC. The record is from RefSeq and is a predicted model, not a curated record. Gene Ontology annotation, molecular function: protein-disulfide reductase activity. The transcript has a single exon. NCBI's taxonomy places the organism in Eukaryota, Ciliophora, Oligohymenophorea, Hymenostomatida, Tetrahymenidae.